Messenger RNA from Dama dama (fallow deer), 1049 nucleotides. RefSeq names its product eukaryotic translation elongation factor 1 epsilon-1-like. The record is from RefSeq and is a predicted model, not a curated record. The coding region runs from base 15 to 539 and encodes 174 amino acids. The transcript has a single exon. Lineage: Eukaryota; Metazoa; Chordata; Mammalia; Artiodactyla; Cervidae. Gene Ontology annotation, biological process: positive regulation of DNA damage response, signal transduction by p53 class mediator. Gene Ontology annotation, cellular component: nucleus; cytoplasm; aminoacyl-tRNA synthetase multienzyme complex.
AGGUCUGCCGGAAGAUGGCGGCGGCCGCGGAGCUGACGCUGCUGGAGAAGUCUCUGGGGCUGAGUAAAGGGAACAAGUAUAGCGCUCAGGGCGAGCGCCAGAUUCCAGUUCUUCAGACGAACAAUGGUCCAAGUCUAACAGGACUGACUACCAUAGCCGCUCACCUCGUCAAGCAGGCCAACAAGGAGUAUUUGCUGGGGAGCACGCCGGAGGAGAAAGCCGUGGUUCAGCAGUGGCUAGAAUACAGGGUGACUCGAGUGGACGGGCACUCCAGCAAGGACGACAUCCGCGCUGUGCUGAAGGAUCUUAAUUCAUAUCUUGAAGAUAAAGUCUACCUUACAGGAUAUAACUUCACAUUAGCAGAUAUCCUAUUAUAUUAUGGGCUUCAUCGCUUUAUUGUUGAUCUGACAGUUCAAGAGAAGGAGAAAUAUCUUAACGUGUCGCGCUGGUUUUGUCACAUUCAGCACUGUCCAGGGAUUAGGCAGCAUCUGUCUAGUGUUGUCUUCAUGAAGAACAGACUGUAUACUAAUUCCCAGUAGAAGCCACCCACGCCCGCCCAGAAGAGGGAAUAACCUGUGUCCAGUGGAAAGUGUGUUUCAGACCAGAGGACUGACGUGAACUGAUACGCACCCACUCUCUAUUUGUUGAAGUUGGUAGAAUUUAAGUACAAACUCACAUCCCAACAUUUUGUCUGUUUUUUUAGUUGACAUUUUGCAGUUUUUUUAAUGUAAAACUUCAACUGCUGUCAAAACUUGAGUUGAAAUCAAGUUAUCAAUUAUCUUGGUUUUUAUAGAUAUAGAUGAAAUUUCUGUGAAUAAAAGUUGCAAAUCAGUGGUUUAAUCUUUUAAAAAAAAGUCCUUCCAGUGAUUGACAUAUUUGACUGCUUAUUGACCUCUGUUAUCUUGUAAAAUUCAUUUUCCCCUUCUGCAUAUUUCUAGUAGUUUGUUUAUUAACAGCUGGAGUAAAUUGUCACCAAGGAGACAAAAAGGGAAGACAGAUGGAUUUGUCUUUCGUUAUUUAUGUGAGCCAGUAAAGGUGGUUGAGAAAAA